AUGGCAAAGGGACCGUCGGCCAUGAAGAAAAUGGAGACAGACGAUGCGGUGAAGGGUGAUGGAGAGAUCAUGAAGUGGAAGGAUGCAUUGGAAUCCGUUUCCGACAAGAUGGGUUUGAUCUUCAAGAUGGGUUUGAUCUUCCGAGACAUGAGCUACGAGUCCGAAUUCAUCAAUGAAAUCGUUACGGAGGUCAAGAGAGAGCUGGCUGCAUCGCCUUACGGGGAAAGAAGACGAAAUGGGUUGGUCCGAAUCUCCAGUUGCUGCAUCGUGAGGUCGCAGCCAGGGAACCAUGGAUACUUCAAGGGAAAACGAGGUUUGAGGCAAGGUGAUCUGUUGUCACCUUACUUGUUCAUCCUCUCUAUGAAAGUUUUAACCAAGAUGCUAGAUCGAGGUGCAGCUCUCGGCCACCUUGUACCACAUCCUAAAUGCCAUUCACCAGCCAUUACACAUCUGGCAUUUGCAGAUGAUGUGAUGAUCUUCACUAGUGGGGAACCUCAAUCUCUACAAACAGCUAUCACCAUACUGCAUUCCUUCAGGUUGUUCUCUGGGUUGGCCAUAAAUCGUGACAAAACAGAGCUUUUUUUGACAGGAGUGAAUGCCCAACAAGUUGCCAACUUAUCUUCAUUCCUGGGGAUCAGAUUAGACACUCUGUCAGUCCGUUAUCUCGGUGUUCCUCUGAGUCCGUGCAAGCUUUCGAAACAUGACUACCAGCCACUAAUUGAUAAGAUCAAAGGCAAACUCAGUAAUUGGUCUACAAAAUUCUUAUCGCAAGCCGGAAAAACUCAACUCAUCUCGUCGGUUAUUUAUGGGCUUGUUAACGCGUGGAGCUCUAUAUUCAUGUUGCCUAAACACUUCCUUAAGAAGGUUGACAGUCUUUGUGCGUCAUUCUUGUGGAAAUCAAACAUCACCUCCAAAACCCCUUCACAUAUAUCUUGGGAUAAAAUCUGCCUACCUAGACAAGAGGGUGGAAUUGGGUUACGUAAGCUGGCUAAGUACAAUAAUAUCUUCAGGCUAAGACAAAUUUGGUUACUCUUCAGUAACUCUGGAUCGCUUUGGGUGGCUUGGAUGCGUGCAAAUGUCAUCCGAACCAUCAGUUUCUGGGAUCUGAAACCAACUUCGGCGACCUCAUGGAAUUUCAAGAAAUUGUUGACAGCAAGGGAGGAGGCUCGCUUGUUCCUCAAAUUGCAGGUGAAUAAUGGGGAAAAAACGCAUUUCUGGCUCGACGAUUGGACCAACCUUGUACCGCUGAUCCAACAUGUGGGGGAGAUGGGUCCGAGACUGAUGCGUAUUCCAAGGCAAGCUCGAGUUUGUACGGUUGUAGCGGGAGCUCGGUUGGACAGAAUUCAGCAAGUACAUGAGGCGUUAGCCGACAUUGAACCACCGGAUGAAAAUAGAGGAAAUGACAGAGCACUGUGGAAGCAUGGUAACAACGAUUAUAAAGGAAUCUUCUCAGCUCGGAAAACAUGGCUGCAACUUCGGUCUCCCAAGCCCCUCAACAGUCUGGUUUCGCGAGGCGCUGCCUCGUUAUUCUUUUCUACAAUGGCAGGUAGAUGUUGGGAUAAUCCACCAACGGGGUUGACGGACUGCAUCUCUUGGAUCAUAGCCAACAGCAACACAAAUAUCAGGGAUAAACCGACGAUCGUAAAGCUCCUCCUACAGGCCACGAUAUACGUCAUAUGGCAAGAACGGAACAAUCAGAUUUUCAUACAUGAAGCUCGCUCCUCUGAGAGGAUCCGUUGGAAGCUGGACAAGGCUCUAAGGAAUAUUCUGCUCUCCAUCAUACUGCGGCACCCUAAUACGACAGGUUCAACACAUGGAUUAAACUUGUAUUUUGUUUGUUAUGCGGAAAUUAUGAGCAUUUGA
Molecule: messenger RNA, 1863 nt
Organism: Tarenaya hassleriana
Lineage: Eukaryota; Viridiplantae; Streptophyta; Magnoliopsida; Brassicales; Cleomaceae
Exons: 6
Coding region: 1-1863 (620 amino acids)
Source: RefSeq, a predicted model, not a curated record